Molecule: messenger RNA, 660 nt
Organism: Daktulosphaira vitifoliae (grape phylloxera)
Lineage: Eukaryota; Metazoa; Arthropoda; Insecta; Hemiptera; Phylloxeridae
Product: methionyl-tRNA formyltransferase, mitochondrial-like
Exons: 2
Coding region: 113-520 (135 amino acids)
Biological process (GO): conversion of methionyl-tRNA to N-formyl-methionyl-tRNA; biosynthetic process
Cellular component (GO): mitochondrion
Molecular function (GO): methionyl-tRNA formyltransferase activity
Source: RefSeq, a predicted model, not a curated record
CUUUAUGUGCAAUGUAAAAUUAAAAAAAUGAAAACUUAAAAUAAUUUCUAGAAUAGCCAAUUUUUAAUUAUUGGAAAUUGUGUAGAUAUGUUUAAUUUAUUAUUUUACUAUAAUGUUUAGUGCCACAUUUUUUUUUAAAUUUAGAAGAAAUAAAAUUUAUAAAACAAUUUUUUGCUUGUUAAAAAAUUCAUGUUAUCUUCAUUCAACUUCUGUUAUUAGAAGUCAAUAUAAUUCUAAAGGACCUCCCUGGCGUAUAUUAUUUUUUGGGAAUGAUGAUUUUUCUGCCAAAAGCCUUCAAUUAUUGUCUGCUAAAAUGAAAACACAAACUAUCAUUUCUAAGUUAGAUGUAGUGACAACUUCAAAAGGGCGAGGAAUUAAUAUUAGAAAUAUAGCUAAAGAAGAAAAAUUAGUUACAUUAGAGUGGCCUGUGAGUAAAGUACAAUUAGAAAAACAAUAUGAUAUUGGGGUUGUUGUGUCAUUUGGUCGUUUAAUACCUGAAGACAUAAUUAACACAUACUGAACCCAACGCCGAUUGAAAAUUUAAUUAAAUUUCCUUAAUAAUUAAUUAAACAUAAUAAAUAUUAAUUAUGUUUUAAAACAUAAUUAAUUUUAAGUAAUUGACAAUAGCUUUAUUUAAUGAAUAUAUUAAUACGGUUUGUA